CAUUAAAGGGUCCGAUGUGACAACCGGAUCACGUCACGUUUCCUAGCAACUCCAAAAUAAACUCCAAAAACCCCUCACCGUGCUGUUGCGAGGAUAAAUCACACAACUUAUACCACACUUACACUUAAUAUACGAUCAAAAUUAGUCUUUAUUUGUGUGUUUGUAAACGGAACCAAAAGUCGAGAGGCGCGCGAUCCAGCCGGAAGCAGAUAAGCGGUGUUUAAUGCGAGUUUAUUUGCGUUAAAUCUACAGGAUUAUGUUUAAAAACACAUUUCAGAGCGGAUUUCUAUCCAUCCUCUACAGCAUCGGCAGCAAACCCCUGCAGAUAUGGGACAAGAAGGUCAGAAAUGGACACAUUAAACGGAUUACAGACAAUGACAUCCAGUCUUUGGUACUUGAGGUGGAGGGAACCAAUGUGAGCACCACCUACAUCACGUGUCCAGCAGACCCAAAGAAGACCCUCGGCAUCAAACUUCCCUUCCUCGUAAUGAUCAUUAAGAAUCUCAAAAAGUAUUUCACAUUUGAAGUUCAGGUACUGGACGAUAAGAACGUUCGACGGCGGUUUAGGGCGAGUAACUAUCAGAGUACGACUCGUGUAAAGCCCUUCAUCUGCACGAUGCCCAUGAGACUCGACGACGGCUGGAAUCAAAUCCAGUUCAACCUGUCAGAUUUCACACGGCGAGCGUAUGGGACCAAUUAUAUCGAGACGCUGCGAGUGCAGAUCCACGCAAACUGUCGCAUCAGAAGGGUUUAUUUCUCUGACCGGCUGUAUUCUGAGGACGAGCUGCCGGCUGAAUUUAAACUUUAUUUACCAGUACAAAACAAAGCAAAGCAGUGAAAUGGUUGCCUGGAUUUCAUCAUCUCAUCUCCUCGCUUUGUUUGAUCUGCACACGUUCACACCAGACAGAUUUCUGUGGGUCUUUUUUAUGUGUUCCUCUUUGUUGUCUGCUAAUAAAUAUUUUAUAUGCACAAAGUGAA
This is a messenger RNA of Misgurnus anguillicaudatus (oriental weatherfish), 978 nucleotides long. RefSeq names its product cilia and flagella associated protein 20 (gene cfap20). NCBI's taxonomy places the organism in Eukaryota, Metazoa, Chordata, Actinopteri, Cypriniformes, Cobitidae. The record is from RefSeq and is a predicted model, not a curated record.